Molecule: messenger RNA, 1097 nt
Organism: Phaedon cochleariae (mustard beetle)
Lineage: Eukaryota; Metazoa; Arthropoda; Insecta; Coleoptera; Chrysomelidae
Source: the annotation of a GenBank genome assembly
UGAAGAGUUGAAGUAGUUCACCAGAAAUAUUGAGGUUAUCGUUUUCCGUUUUCGUGUUUCGCAGUUUUCAUUUUUCGUCGGCGUCGCCAUUUCUCUUUUGUAAGCGUGUUGAUUAGUUUUAAAUCAUACCUAUUCGUAAUUUGGCAAAAUGGAUAUUCGCCCAAAUAACACAAUCUAUAUCAACAAUCUCAACGAGAAAGUGAAGAAAGAAGAACUCAAGAAGUCUAUAUACGCCAUAUUUUCCCAAUUCGGCCAAAUCAUUGAUAUAGUCGCUAUGAAAACGCUAAAGAUGCGUGGCCAAGCCUUUGUAAUUUUCAAGGAAAUCCAAAGCUCCACUAAUGCUUUGAGGUCCAUGCAGGGUUUUCCAUUUUAUGAUAAACCAAUGCGCAUCCAGUAUGCUAAACAGGAUUCGGACAUAAUUUCAAAGUUGAAGGGUACCUUCCAAGAGAGACCUAAGAAGGUUAGGUUGCAGCCUUCAAGUACUGAAGACUUACCACGAAAGAAGAAGAAGAACAAGGACCCCAACAGAGUUCCAGGUGGAGCAAAUGCUGAGCAACCACCCAACCAGAUUCUGUUCCUCACAAAUUUGCCUGAUGAGACAAGUGAAAUGAUGUUGUCUAUGCUGUUCAACCAAUUCCCAGGUUUCAAAGAGGUGAGGCUAGUUCCAAACAGACAUGACAUUGCUUUUGUGGAAUUUGAGAAUGAAAUGCAAUCAGGGGCAGCUAAAGAUGCUCUCCAAGGUUUCAAGAUCACUCCUACACAUGCUAUGAAGAUUUCAUUUGCCAAAAAAUAAGACAGGAAUAAUUAUUCUUCCAUCAAUCAUGAAUGCUUAUUAAUUUGUCACCAUCAAUUAUUAGGGUACUGUGAAAGUGUGAACUUUAUCAAGUGGAAAUGUCAUGUGAGAUUGUUUGUUCAAUUUGAUUAUCAUUGUUCUUGAAUCAAGAAUAAUAUCAUUAGCCAAAAAAUUUAAACAAACAAUUGGUUAGUUGGUAUUCUGUUUGAUUGAUUUUUAUUGAUUGCUGAUCAAUUUGUCAGCAUUAAUUUGAUUGAAGUGAAAGUGUGAAAAACAGGUGGAAAUUUGAAUAAAGUUUUGUCAU